GAGUCCAUCGUCCCAACACCCCCUCCUUCCGCCCUCUCCACUCGCAGAAACGGAAUUAAAAAAUCUUUAAUAUCUUUCCAGCAACGAGCCUCCAUUGCUGCAGAGCGGGGCACGCACGCGCUCACGCGCUCACACGCACGCGCGCGCACACACAGCGGGUCGUUUUUUUCAAACGUCGCCUCGAAAAGAAGACAAGCGAGGCUGUACAAUUAAGAGCAGCUGCCGUGGACUCAGAUCCUCCGACAGAAAGGGGAGAGAGGGGCCAACUUGAAUGUAGUGAACGUUCGCCGCUGCUGACAGCGGCAUCGUGACAACACCGUGGAUCUGUGCGAGUCGCUCUCCUGAUUGUGUAAUUCUUUUCCUCCUGCAAAGCGGCAUAACCUGCGUCUGAGAGGAGAGAAAGGACAAGGAGAAGAAGCAGGCGAAGAAGAAGAGAAGGGGGAGGAGGGGAAAACGGGAGCAUUGCAACAUCCAUCAAAUUUUAUUUCUUCUCGUAUUACAUGGCGCAAGGGCUAAAGAAGCGGGACCGUCCUGGGUGUGAUACUGCCUCGGUGAAUCUGGAUAUUCAGGCAGCAGUAUCAUCCUCCAUCCACGGCACAACAAGCAUCCUCAGCUGCGGAGGCGCCCGCACCGACUGUUCGUCCUCUUCCUGCCGGCUACAUGUCGAGUGAUGGUCGACUCGUCCUGCUGGAUGCUCCCCGCUCUCUCCGGAUCGUCGACGACCGAACCUCCUCUGACCGCAGACCCCCAUUUUCGGCGGAAACCCUCCCAGAGCUAUAGGGCUACAUAUGGAAACUGGGGAUCAAAAUUUUAGGAAAAAGGAAAAUCAAAGCGUUUGAUUUCAUUUCUUUAGGUUGAAAUAGGUUUCUGUCUGUUGCUUUUUCUUCUCUCUGCGUUCAAGCCUGCAUAUUAAUUCAUUUAAUCCUUGAACCUUGAUUUCCUCAUUCUCCACACGAUAGGUCGCUUUAAAACACCAAGAGAAUUGUUUUAAUUUCCUCUCAACUGGAUUCAAACCCUCCACUCAUUUACUUCUGUUUUCAGUGAUAUGAUAGAUUCCCAUGCUGCCCGUCACCUUCCUCGCCACUUUAUUAACCCCCUGCUUUUUGGUCUCUUGACUGACAAGACCCACUAGAAUUAUAAUAUUAAUAAUACUAGUUUUAGCUUUAAUUCUGAAUUCUUACUAGUGAUGUUGUAGGCUCCGCAGACGUAACAGUAACUCAUUGUGACAGAUGAAUUGAACUGUUGUACUUUAAGCUCGUCAUUACUUUAACACCACCAACCGCCACUUUGCUCGAUUGAGCUCAUUUUAACACAGCUCUUGUCAUAACCUUUACAAGUCAGGUCUCGUGGUGAAUAUCACACAUGUUUAGGCUCACAGGCUUUAGGAUAGAAUAUAACCUUUAAAGUUUCACCUUUAUAGCUCUGUUUUUGCUGCAAGAGGCUGAAGCGUGGACUCCAUCUGCAGCCACAGGCCUGUGGAGGUGCCAUCAGCCUCUGCACACCUUCUUUUUCAUCUGCUUGGGGUGUAUAAGUAAGAAUAAGCAGAGAAGAGAGACCUCAGUGCCUCGUCUUCAUCGCCCCCACGUACAAUCCCCAGUUUUUCUCUUGUUGUGGUUCUCACCCAAACGCAACCAUAAGGUUCCUACCGCAUCCUCCUCCUCCUUCUUCCCUCUCCUUCCGCUCCAGUAUAUCCCGUUUUUUCGGUUUGAUUUGGUCCCGCAAAUUUUCAAAUAUUUACUUCCUGUACAUCAAGAGGAAAGGGGGUCCCCCUUUCAUGGAAUGCGGAAACAUGGGUCUGUUCGACCGCGGAGUCCAGAUGCUGCUGACCACGGUGGGAGCCUUCGCGGCCUUCAGCCUCAUGACCAUCGCGGUCGGCACGGACUACUGGCUGUACUCCCGCGGUGUGUGCAGGACCAAGGCCAUGAGCGAGAACGAGACCAGCAAGAAGAACGAGGAAGUGAUGACCCACUCUGGCCUGUGGAGAACCUGCUGCUUGGAAGGAAACUUCAAAGGGAUGUGUAAACAGAUAGACCACUUUCCUGAGGAGACAGAUUAUGAAGCGGACCCAUCGGAGUACUUCUUACGUGCGGUGCGAGCCUCCAGCAUCUUCCCCAUCCUCAGCGUCAUCCUGCUCUUCAUGGGGGGCCUGUGUAUAGCUGCCAGUGAGUUCUACAAAUCACGCCACAACAUCAUCCUCAGCGCUGGGAUCUUCUUUGUGUCUGCAGGCCUGAGCAACAUCAUCGGGAUCAUCGUGUACAUAUCAGCCAAUGCGGGGGAUCCUUCAAAAAGCGACUCAAAGAAGAACAGCUACUCUUACGGCUGGUCCUUCUACUUUGGCGCCCUCUCCUUCAUCAUGGCUGAGAUGGUGGGCGUUUUGGCCGUCCACAUGUUCAUCGACCGCCAUCGACAGCUCCGAAUAGGGGCCCGAGCAGCCGACUACCUCCAAGGAUCGGCCAUAACGCGGAUCCCCAGCUACCGCUACCGCUACAGGCGCCGCUCACGCUCCUCCUCCCGCUCCACAGACCCGUCACACUCCCGGGAUGCCUCUCCGGUGGGCCUCAAGGGCUUCAGUGCACUGCCAUCCACAGAGAUCUCCAUGUACACCCUGCCCCGGGACACCCUCAAGUCCUCCGGCACGCCCACCGCCACCUACAACUCCGAGAGGGACCACAACUUCCUGCAAGUCCACAACUGCAUCCAGAAGGAGCUGAAAGACUCGAGCCACACCAACACAGCGAACCGGCGCACUACGCCGGUAUGAGGGAGCAGGCGCAGGCCAGGGCAGGCCAGCGGAGCAGAGACCAGGAGACACGGGAAGUCCUGUGGGUACCAGGCGGAUUUCCAUGUUUGUAGACAUUUGUUCUUUUUGUUCAGCUGCAUGACUUUUCUAUUACCGCUGUUGGGAGAGUUUCAACGGGUCUGCUGUGUUCCUGGACUUAAUGGCAGAAGAGGGAAUGGGUCAGAUGGUCCCGACGGGGUUGCGCAGGGUUCCUUCCUUGGGCGCUGACAGGGAGGGAGGGAGGGAGGGAGGACGGGGGGCAGCCAUUCAUGAGCUAAACAAUUGUUUUCAUGAUUUCAUAGCCAUCUAAUAGUUUUGUUGGAGCGACAGGCCAAGCGCCCCCUCAGCCAGCCCAGCGUUCAGACAGACACCUCUUAUUGACUCAUUUGCUCAUUUUUUGCAUUAAAACUGUGAAUUGUUACAGUUUGGGAUUCAGUACGAAUUAACCCACUCUGUAAUCUCUAACAAAGGUACUAUAUAUAUAUAAAUAUAUAUGUAUUACUUUUAUAAAUAAAUUAUUAUGUUAAUAAUCAUGAGUUAAACACUUUAACAAAGCAAAAAAGAAAAAAAUAACUUACCUAAACCAAGUGCUGUUGGAAACGAGAAAAGACUCUUUUAGUAUCUGUUCACUUGAAGGUUGAGAACAUGGGAAGGUCCUUCAGGUAGAAGCAGUACAGACAGUAGAAUGAUAUCUAUUCUAUUCUAUUCAAAGAACCUUCUCGUCUUUUUCUCAAUCCCUGUUCACUUUCUCUUUUUUUGGGGGGGUAUUGUUACGGGAGAGCUCAACCCCUUAAUGGAAACACAGGGGGUGAGAGUUCCCAAAGCAAAGACUCCAAACUCGACUUCUACCAAACAACGAAGGAAGGAGCAGAGGGGGAGGAAAAGAAGAGGAUGUCAUAGUGAAAAACAAAAACAAGUUAAAUAUAAACUAGUACAAGAGAAGCUAAGUGACUCACAGUUUCAGAAAUUAAAUGCAUGCUAUUAAAUUACAGCAAAUCUGCUCUUGAGAAACUUAAGUUAAUAAUUAUAAGGGGAAAAAAGCAAAAGCGCUAAAUUUUCAAAUAUUAAUGUUUUCAUGUUUCAUGUAAUUUUCUUAUAUUUUUUGUAUUUAGUUAGUUUAUUUGCCCCUCUUGCUUUCGUGAGACAUACCAAACAAAUGACAUUGAACAAAACUGCUUUUUUAAACGGUUUGGUUGAUUUCUUUAUAAAUAUAUAAAUACAUGUAUGUAUGUAUUUUAUUUUUAAAACUCACACAGCCUUAGUCAUUAAUUUGAUUCUUUUGACUUUUAAUGUGUUGUUCAAGUUGAAAAAUGAAUACUUUAAAGGUGCCAAAACCAUAUGAUCCUAUACUUGGAUGCAUCAAGUCCUGAUGAAUAAAAUACAAACCCUAGGGGGAACAAAUCA
Molecule: messenger RNA, 4183 nt
Organism: Betta splendens (Siamese fighting fish)
Lineage: Eukaryota; Metazoa; Chordata; Actinopteri; Anabantiformes; Osphronemidae
Gene: cacng2a
Product: calcium channel, voltage-dependent, gamma subunit 2a
Exons: 4
Coding region: 1775-2761 (328 amino acids)
Biological process (GO): positive regulation of synaptic transmission, glutamatergic; regulation of AMPA receptor activity; neurotransmitter receptor transport, postsynaptic endosome to lysosome
Cellular component (GO): voltage-gated calcium channel complex; AMPA glutamate receptor complex; postsynaptic density membrane
Molecular function (GO): voltage-gated calcium channel activity; channel regulator activity
Source: RefSeq, a predicted model, not a curated record